CUACUGUGCUGGCAGAAGUCUCUCAGUUGGUGUGGGUGAUGCUGUGGCAGGGGACCAUGGUGCAUUGUUUUUCCUGGACACAAUCAUCUUGGGUGAGGAAGCUAAGGUAGAGUGAGCCAAGGACUGCCUGGGAAGGAAUCUCCUUGGGCAGUUUUCAUUUUCCAAGUGGAUUUUGUGGAUUGGAAUACAGGGACCGAACAGUCUCUGCAUUCUUCAAGGUACAAUUCCAAUUCAGCUGGAGGGACAGGUGAAAAGCGGAGGCUACAGAUCCCUGAUCCCAUAGUGUCCGAUCUGCGUGACGCAUCCAGGAACAUCUAAGAUUGGCAACUUGAAAGGAUCAUGCUUCGCCUCCUGAAACUGGUUGUGAUUCCAGUGAUCCUGGCCCCUGUAGGUUAUCCACAGGGCCUGCCAGACUCGACUGUUUCCCCCCCUCAGCUGAGAGUGCAUGUGGGCGAAUCAGCCUUGAUGGGAUGUGUUGUCCAGCGCAAAGAAGAGAAACAUGUGGACAAAGUAGAUUGGCUAUUCUCUAAAGAUAAACAGGCUGAGAGCGAAUACGUGCUGUACUACUAUUCCAACCUUAGCGUGCCUACGGGGCGCUUCCAGAACCGUUCACAUUUGGUGGGGGACAUCUUUCGUAAUGACGGUUCUCUCCUGCUCCAAGAUGUCCAAAUGGCUGACGAGGGAAUCUACACCUGUGAGAUCCGCCUCAAAACUGAGAGCAUGGUGUUGAAAAAGUCCGUGUUACUGCACGUGCUACCAGAGGAGCCUAAAGAUCUCAGAGUCCGCGUAGGUGAUUCGAUUCAGAUGAGAUGUUUUUUCCAGAGCACAGAAGAGAAAUGGGCGACCAAAGUAAACUGGAUGUUUUCUUCAGGAAAGCAUGCUGAGGAGGAGACCGUCUUGAGCUAUGACUUCAACAUGCGUAGUGAAAACUUCCAGAGCCUGGGCCGCUUCCGCAACCGUGUACACCGGAUGGGUGGUAUCUCCCGCAAUGAUGGCUCAAUCAUGCUUCAAACAGUGAAGGAGUCUGACCAAGGAGUCUACACUUGCAGCUUUUACCUGGGAAAGCUGGAGUCCAGGAAAACCAUUGUGCUGCAUGUGAUCCAGGAUGAAUCUCAAAGGUCAGUUUCACCAACUCCUCGAACGGAUGAGACUCAGCGGGGGAUCCUGGAUGGAAAUCAGCUGGUGAUCAUCGUAGGCAUCGUCUGUGCCACCUUCUUGCUGCUUCCGGUCUUGAUAUUAAUUGUGAAGAAAACCAAGUGGAAUAAGAGUUCAGUCAGUUCUAUGGCUUCUGUGAAGAACCUGGAGAAUAAAGAGAAGACUAGACCAGAGAAACAUGUCUACUCCUCCAUAACUACGUGGGAGACGGUAGAGAGAGGACCAGGUGGAGAAUCAGAGGCCACCUACAUGACCAUGCAUCCAGUUUGGCCUUCUCCCCCCAAAACAUCCAAUUUAACCUUCUCUUCAGUCAGAUCCAAGUAACGUGGUUGAAAAAAAAUCAGCUUGGGGAAUUCCCAAAAACAGAGCAAACUUUCUGAGAAGAAGGAGAGACUCUUUUUGGGACCACUGUGCCAACUAUUUUAGACUUGUGCUUUCCAGCUGGUCUUGGCCUCCAUAAAAGGCCUGAAGAUGGAGGGCUUAGAGUCCAGCAGGAAGACUGAACUGCUCCAGCUGACCAGGCCCUGAUAAGGGGAGGGAGAGUGAGGACUUCUCCCAGAAGUGGUGUGCUGGCUGGUGAGGAUGGGAAGUCGCUUCAUCUACCUUGGGCUUUCAAGCACUCCAUUGGACCAGAUUUGUAAUGUGAACCGUGGUUUGCAUGUUUGAUUUUGUAGAUAAGCUAUUAAGAGACUCAUAGAGAUACAAACCAACAAUAACAAUUCUUUUGAUGAAUUAUACCCAAAUAAGUGUGGUUUGUGGGAGCCAUCUUUUUUUAUGUCCCGAUGAAGGCCAAGUGGGGAAAUUUGAAGUAUGGAACUCCUGAGGAAGUAUCCUUUGAGGAGAGCCACAGUGGAUUCAACAUCUGGGGACUGGUUUGGUUCUGGGGAAAGGUUUAGGGGUAACACAGGAAGUGAGGUGUGAAAACAGCUCUGGGAUUUCCUCAUGCUGGGAAUCUUCAUCACUGGCUGAAGCAAGGCCUAUGGAGUUUGGACAUCCAUCUUUUCCAAAAGUGUUGACCAGGCUUGCCAAAGCAAAUGGCCAACGAUUGCAUUCUUGGUCUGAAAUAUAAAGUUCCUACACUUUUCAUUGUUAUCAUGAGAUUUAAAAGGUGUGAUCUUAUUUAAUUUUUUUAAAAUGGGAGUAGUGCUGGAGAAAUAGCAGUUAGGAGACCCAACUGCUCUUGCAGAGGACCGGGGUUUGAUACCCGGCAUCCACAUGGUGGCUCAUAACUGUUUGCAUCUCCAGUUACAAAAGAACUGACUCCUUCUUCUGGUCUCUGUAGUCACUGUGUGUGCAUGGUACAUGGACAUACAUAUAGGCAAAAUACCCAUACACAUAAAAUUUUUAAAAAUGUUCAAUAAAAACUAAAUAAAAGUGUUGAUCUUAAAAAUA
Messenger RNA from Apodemus sylvaticus (European woodmouse), 2547 nucleotides. RefSeq names its product junction adhesion molecule like (gene Jaml). NCBI's taxonomy places the organism in Eukaryota, Metazoa, Chordata, Mammalia, Rodentia, Muridae. The coding region runs from base 340 to 1479 and encodes 379 amino acids. Gene Ontology annotation, cellular component: membrane. The transcript has 12 exons. Gene Ontology annotation, molecular function: cell adhesion molecule binding. The record is from RefSeq and is a predicted model, not a curated record. Gene Ontology annotation, biological process: neutrophil extravasation; neutrophil chemotaxis; monocyte extravasation.